Molecule: messenger RNA, 1401 nt
Organism: Etheostoma spectabile (orangethroat darter)
Lineage: Eukaryota; Metazoa; Chordata; Actinopteri; Perciformes; Percidae
Exons: 3
Coding region: 1-1401 (466 amino acids)
Source: RefSeq, a predicted model, not a curated record
AUGCCUACUGGGGGAUUUCAGAGUGAGAUGGGCUGCCAGCUGAAUCAGGUCCUGAGCGGUGUGGGGGGUACGGUGCCUACCAACGCAUCUGGCAACCACAACAGCGGCAGCAACCGCACUGGCAGCCUCAACUGCAGCAGCCGCCGGAGCACCAGCAACCGCUGUACAAAAUGCAGUAACCGCUGCACAAGACGCAGCCAGAGCUGCCACAUUGGUAGCGGCAGGACAAGCCCCAUUAGCACUGGGCGUACAAGCAGCCCAAAACGCAGCACAAGCAGCAGAAGCAGUAGCGCAAGCAGCAGUACAAGCCCAAUUGCCAUCGGCGCCAUCAGAAACAGCGUUGGCGGCAGUAAAAGUAGCAAAGGCGGCAAGAAACAUGGCCAACGCAACAGUGUUGGCAGCUUCGGGGACUCGCGGAGCAAUUACAGCUGUUGCAGACGCCGCAAAAACAGUGACGACAGAAGCAGAAGGAGCAUUAAAGGCGUUAUCAGCAACCACGCAAGACUCAGCGGCACUGACAGCGACGGCACGUUCGGCAAUAGUCAUAGCCAAAACAGUGGCGGAUAUGACCGCAGCGACAGCAAUAACCGCAGAAACACUCUCCGAAGCGGCGGCGGUGAACAACGCGGCAACAGUUGCAUCAGCAGCGACAGCGGGAGCAAGAGCUGCCACGGCAGCAGCAAAUGCCGCCAACGCAGUACUGCCCACGGCAUCCCCAGCGGCAACAACCCCUGUGACGCUGGCGGCUGCACCCGGUACAACGUCUUCACAAGGAGCAGCAGCAGCACGUCAAGCAACAGUGGCAGGGCUGACGGCAUCGGCGGCGGCGGCGGCAGCGGCGGCCUCAGCGGCAGCAGCAGCCGCUGGGGCUACAACAGUGGAGGUGGCCGCCGACGCAGCAAGAAAAGCGUCCGACGCGGCAAACAAGGCGGCACUGGCAGCAGUACAAGCGGCGUUGGUAGCAAAACCAGAAUCGGCGGCACUGAUAGCGAGCCAGAUAGCGGCGGCGGCGCUAAAAGCAGCAGGAGCGUCAGGAACGGCGGCAGAUGGAGCGACUCUGGCAGCGUCUUCGAAUCCAACGCCGGCAAACGUCACAGUGGCCGCCAACUCAGUGGUCACGCAAACAGGAGAAGCAGUAAGAGACCUGCAGAAACUGUUGGCAGUCCCCGAGGGGUUGACGGCAGCACAGCAGGCAUCCUUGAAAGGGGCCCAGUCGGUGGCGCAGAUAGCGCAGGCAGCAGCGCGUGCAGCGGCAACAGCAGUGGGGGCAGCUUCGUCGGCAACAACAACGCCAAAUGCACCCAACCUGGCAGCGUUGGGCGCUUCAACCCAGGUGGCGGCAGAAGCGGCGACAGCGGCGGCAUCGGCGGCAAGUGCGGCCGUGUCGAACGCUGCCUUUAA